This is a messenger RNA of Cylicocyclus nassatus, 775 nucleotides long. NCBI's taxonomy places the organism in Eukaryota, Metazoa, Nematoda, Chromadorea, Rhabditida, Strongylidae. The record is from the annotation of a GenBank genome assembly.
AGAACUAUGAAGCGACGAAAGAGACGAAAUGAUCUCAAGUCUCCACUGCGUUUCUUGGUGCCGAAUCAUUUCCGAAUGUUGCUAGACUCGAUAGAGACGCAGAUUGAUGAAUUCAGCGAUGAAGAAGAAGAUAUGUCAUUUCCUAUUCUGGAAAGUCUUGUAGGACUUCUAGGAGGGAAGACUGUUUUGGACGCUGUGCGUUGGCAGCAGUGUGGGCUUAUUCGUAAACUUGAGGCUGAUUCAAGAGCGAAAGCCAAGAAGAAGAAGUUCGGCAACAAAUUCUCAAUCGGGCCUUCACUCGCAAUGACAUUUUGUCGUGGACCAUCCGACUCCUCCUGUGUCGACCAAACGAAGAUUAGCCGCACAAACCUCUAUUCAAACUCUCCUUUUUUCCAGGUACUACCUAUGCGUGCUUCCAACAACCCACGUCAUCUCCUGUCGCAAGUCAACUACUGCUUCUGCAAGUACUACGAGAAGCAGGUUAGAAAGCGGAAGAAUAGAAUCACCUGUGCACAUGCUCUUGCAGUAUGGAUGUCGCGAUGUUUUGGUUCUUAUGCAGUGAUAACAAUGAAGAAAAGAACCAUUCAUUUGAUUGGACAGCAGUUUGUUUGCAGGUCUCAGGAGUUUUAUUGAUUACUGUGAACCAUAGCUCUGUGUGUUGGACUGCCUCUCAUUGAAUCUCUUUUAUUUGUUUUGCCGUAGUGUAAUUUUUGGGAUCAUAAAAAUUAGUCUUGUCAAUGUUGUCGCUUAUAAUGUUAAAGAGGUUCCUGAAUUU